Canariomyces notabilis is the source of this 657-nucleotide messenger RNA. RefSeq lists its product as uncharacterized. Bases 1 to 657 code for a protein of 218 amino acids. The transcript has a single exon. Lineage: Eukaryota; Fungi; Ascomycota; Sordariomycetes; Sordariales; Chaetomiaceae. The record is from RefSeq and is a predicted model, not a curated record.
AUGCAUCCUGCCACUCAGUCCGCGGUCCUACAAGACCCAGACGCAGCAGUCACCAACGACUACCUGAACAUGUCUCCUUUCACUAGCCGCCGAGCGGCUUCUGAGCCAGAACAUGACCAAGAACCCCCGCUCAUGCACUUCCCACACUGCCGCCUCUCCAUCACGCCCUGCGACAUGUUCCCCGCGGCGGGCGGCGGAGUUGGCAGACUGGAACAGGUCGCUCUGCCUGGUUCGCUAGUGCGCACGCUGCUCGCCCGGGUUGGGUCACUCCAACCGCAGCUCCAAUUCCAGCCUAAUCCUGAGGACACGGCUACAAGUACUACUACAGACUCGCCAUCAUCGGCCCGACACCGCCGGACGGCACAACAACCACAACCACGGACGCAACAACAGCAAAUACGGAUCCGCGUGGAACCCCACGCCGACGACGGCGCCGAGUGGGUCUAUUCGCGCUGCCUCCUGGUCGACUUCACCGGCUUCUGCGAGGACGAGGCCGAGGCCCUGUCGGCCCAGGGCCGGCUGUGCUGCUGGGCCAGCGUGGUCCUGCAUCCGGUGGUGGAGCAGGCGGGCGGUACCACCGUGACGUGGGACCUGGGGUUUGUUGUCCACCGCGUGGGUGUUAGGGAUCCUGAGAGUGGGUGGUGUGAAUGUUUCUGA